Molecule: messenger RNA, 810 nt
Organism: Mucor velutinosus
Lineage: Eukaryota; Fungi; Mucoromycota; Mucoromycetes; Mucorales; Mucoraceae
Product: Isocitrate dehydrogenase [NADP], mitochondrial precursor (Oxalosuccinate decarboxylase)
Exons: 5
Coding region: 1-810 (269 amino acids)
Cellular component (GO): proteasome core complex
Molecular function (GO): threonine-type endopeptidase activity
Source: RefSeq, a predicted model, not a curated record
AUGGCUACCAAGACAACUUUAGGAAAAGGCGGUUUUAGUUUCGAGAAUUACACAAGAAAUAAGGCACUCGAGUCCAACGGUGCUAAACCUCCCAAGGCUACCAGUACGGGUACCACUAUUGUUGGUGUCGUUUUCAAGGAUGGUAUUUGUUUAGGCGCUGAUACCAGAGCUACUGAAGGCCCUAUUGUAGCCGACAAAAACUGUGAAAAGAUCCAUUACAUUGCUCCCAACAUUUACUGUUGUGGUGCAGGUACUGCCGCCGAUACUGAAUUCACCACCAACCUCAUCAGCUCUCAAAUCGAAUUGCAUAGUUUAUCAACUGGUAGAAAGCCUCGUGUUGUUACAGCCAUGACACUAUUGAAGCAGAUGCUUUACAAAUAUCAAGGUCAUAUUGGUGCCGCCCUUGUUUUGGGUGGUUUUGAUGCUACUGGACCUCAGUUAUAUACCGUGUACCCUCACGGCAGCACUGACAAAUUACCCUACGUUACUAUGGGUUCAGGUUCAUUGGCAGCAAUGAGUGUAUUUGAAAGUAAAUGGAAGCCCAACAUGGACCGCCAAGAAGCUAUUGAUAUUGUUCGAGAGGCUAUUGAAGCUGGUGUCUUUAACGAUCUUGGAUCAGGUUCAAAUGUCGAUGUUUGUGUCAUUACAAAGGAUGACACUGAUUACCUCCGUAAUUAUGCUCGUCCUAAUGAACGUGGUGUCAAGGAGCAAAGUUACCGCUUCCCCAGAGGUACAACAGCUGUAUUGAAGUCUUCAAUCGAGAAGUUUGCUACUGUAGUUGAGGGUGAUUCAAUGGAUAUCUCGUUAUAA